CGCGCCGACGCGCGAGCGCGCGCGAUGGGCAGGCGGAUGAAACUGCUCGGGAUCGAAGGCGGAGGGACGACGUGGAUCGCGCGCGCGAUCGAGAUCGACGUCGAGGGCGGUGCGAGCGUGAGCAGCGCGUCGAGCGCGCGAGGGGAGGAGCAUUUCAACAAGAGGGACGGCGGGCGGGAACAGAGGUUUGAGACGACGACGCCGGAGGAGACGCUGCGAACGAUACGAGAGUGGAUCGAAAUCAACGCGUGGGACGCGGAUGCGAUCGGGGUGGCGACUUUCGGGCCGUUGGAGCUGAAUCCAGAUAAAGACAAGUACGGAUACAUCACGACGACGCCGAAGGCGGGGUGGCAAGACGUCGACGUCUUGGGCAGUCUGUUCGGGAAAAAGGACGCGACGGAGGAGGAGGAAAGGGCGUGGCGAGGACGCGCUCGAUUGCACACGAUCGAUCAGGUGCCUUUGGCGUUUGAAACGGACGUCAAUGCGCCGGCGAUGUUGGAACAUAGGGCGUUGAAACACGAGUUGAAACACGUCCAUCUCGUGGGCGGCGAGUCGUGUUGUUACGUCACCGUGGGUACGGGCGUCGGGGUUGGUGUGGUGUGCAAUGGCUUACCAGUGCACGGUAUGCUACAUCCUGAGGCGGGUCACAUGUUCGUCAAGAUGAGAGCAGGGGAAACGUUUGCGGGAACGUGUCCGUUUCAUGGCAACUGCGUGGAAGGCAUGGUCGGAAGCGGAGCGUUGGCAAAACGACGGGGCGUCUCAGCCGCCGAGCUCGCAUCGCUUCCGGAUGACGAUGACAUUUGGGAACAUGCCGCACAUUAUCUUGCCGGCAUGUGCGUCAAUCUCAUCUUAACCCUCGCCCCUGAGCGCAUCGUCCUCGGCGGUGGCGUCAUGCAGCGCGAGUGCUUAUUCAGCAAGAUUCGUGCCAACGUCCGAGACAUCUUGCAGGGCUACCUAGCCGUCGAUCAAAUCAUGGACGAUGCUUAUUUACGACACUUCAUCGUUCCUCCCGCGUGGGGCUAUCAAACCGGUCUCACGAGCGCCCUGUACUUAGCCGAGCGAGCGCUCCAACGCGAGUGAUUCGUGUGUGGAUAUUUGUAAAAACACGAAGCCCCCACCU
Molecule: messenger RNA, 1120 nt
Organism: Ostreococcus lucimarinus CCE9901
Lineage: Eukaryota; Viridiplantae; Chlorophyta; Mamiellophyceae; Mamiellales; Bathycoccaceae
Exons: 1
Coding region: 37-1080 (347 amino acids)
Source: RefSeq, a predicted model, not a curated record